Penicillium samsonianum is the source of this 1647-nucleotide messenger RNA. RefSeq lists its product as uncharacterized. Gene Ontology annotation, biological process: transmembrane transport. The coding region runs from base 1 to 1647 and encodes 548 amino acids. NCBI's taxonomy places the organism in Eukaryota, Fungi, Ascomycota, Eurotiomycetes, Eurotiales, Aspergillaceae. The transcript has 7 exons. The record is from RefSeq and is a predicted model, not a curated record. Gene Ontology annotation, molecular function: transmembrane transporter activity.
AUGACAAAUUCAUCAGGAGAGUUUGAUGGAAAACGGGAGAUGGCAGAAAAAGACGCCAAAAAUGAUGACUUUGACCAAACCCAUACUCCCAUCGACCAAGGCACCCAAGUUCUCUACAGUGCAGCAGUCAACAAAAACGGGAUCAGACUUCACCCACAGCCAACUGCAGACUCUUUAGAUCCAUUGAACUGGUCAAGAUUUCAAAAACAUGUCAUACUAUCCAUUGUUAUGUUCAAAUAUUUCCUAUUCACAUACCUCACGACCACCACUGUUCCCUCAUUCACAGAAAUCCAAGACCAGUACCAGAUCAGCUACUCGCAAGUCAACUGGACAGUCGCCGUGCCUGCACUAGGGUUAUCCGUCGGACCCUUGAUAUGGUCAUCACUUGGUGACACCUAUGGUCGAAGAACGGUGUUCUUAGUCGGAACGGUCAUAUCCCUAGUCUCGACUAUUUGCGCUGCUGUCGCUGAUACAUAUUCGGGGUAUAUGGCUGCCCGUUUCUUCCAAGGAUUUGGAGUGAGCCCAGCAUCUACAGUCGGGAUGGCGGUCGUGAGCGAUUUAUUCUUUGAUUAUGAGCGUGGCCAGAAGCUUGGGCUGUGGGUUCUAGCGAUUGAUGCUGGGUUACUUCUAGGUCCAACUUUUGGCGGAUUUCUGGAUCUUGUCAGUGCGGCAUGGAUCAAUUGGUUCAAUGCCAUCCUCUUCGCCGCGCUACUACUCCUCGAGCUUUUCUUCAUGCCAGAAACCCUCUAUCCCCGCAACAAGAUGCUUCAGCAAAUGCCCCGUCUUGAUGACCACAGAGCUCUGUCUGGUGAUAUCGAGAAGCAGAUAGCAGGGGGAAAAACUACACCAACGUCUCCAGCAGAGACGUUACCAUCAGAGCUACGCCGAACCAAGAACCUGCCUUUCAUUAACUGGCGUCCUAUCCCCGGUAUACGGCAUCCCAAGCCGUGGGACUCCAUCAUCCGGUUUGUGUUGACGUUCCAGCUACCCGCAGUCGUCAUCGCAGUUAUCGGAUACUGCUUUGUCUGGUAUUGGUGGGUGAUAUCCGUGAUUACGGUGGUACCUGCAGCUUAUGCAAGCUACACGCCUCUCAUUCAGGGAUUGUUGUUCCUCGGGCUGUUUCUUGGAACUGUGAUUUCGGAGAUUGGGUGCUCCGGGCGACUGAGUGAUUUUAUUGUCGAGAGAUUGUCCAGGAAGAAUGGCAAUAUCCGCGUUCCGGAGAUGCGGUUGUGGUUGGCGUACCCAGCUAUAUUGAUCACCACUGUUGGGUUAAUUAUCUGGGGAGUUAGCAUCGACAAAAACUACCACUGGAUGGUAGGCCAGGUAGCAUUCUUUUUAUUUGCGGCGGGUAUCCAGAUCGGCAAUACAGUAACUACCAGCUACAUUGCUGACUGCUAUCCCUUACAAACAACCAGCGUGAUUACUUUCUACGCCGUAUUUCUGAACCUAAGCGCUUUCAUCAAUCCCUUCUUUAUUGCGCCGUGGCAAGCGUCUUCUGGUUGGACCUGGACGUUCACUGCCCAAGGACUUAUUACACUUGCUGGCGGGUGUAUUGUGUUUGGCGUUUUACAUAUAUUUGGGUCUUGGAUGCGCGCAAAAGCACCGCAGCCGUCAUGGGUCAAUCCGGAGUUUGAUAUGGAUCCUUAA